AUUUGUUGCUCCAGCGUGUUCCCGAGCGGUACAAGAGCAAGAACUGAUCUCCGAUCCUGUGACGGUAACGGUGGUUGCGGUCAUCUGUCCCUUGUGUGUGUGCCCGUGUGUGCAAAGUGCUGUAGGGGUUGAACCAUCAGGUGCCAGAAAAAAGGGCAAGUGACGUGCCCAAAAUAAGUGUUUCCUGUUAAAUUGCGUUUGUGCUGGCGGUGGCGUGUGGCAGUGACCGACCGAGUUCAGCAGGACACUUGCGGAAAGGACCUAAGACAUUCACGGGUGAGCGUAAAAGCACUCGGGAAACGCACACGGUAGUGUGAAGAUUCGAGUUUCAGCAAACACUCAAAGAUGCACCACAUAUCGACCAUUUGUGUCACGACGUUGGUAAUCGUUUCGGUGCUGGUGCAGAGUACAAGCGGCAAACGAGGCUGUGCCGCUUUUGGUCAUGCAUGUUACGGAGGGCAUGGUAAGAGAUCGUCCGCCUCUUCCAUAUACCCAGAAGGACUCGAUCCCUCCAUGGUUGGGCUGGAAGUGCUACCCAUUCCUUACUCGAAGCUGGCUUUGGACAAAUCGCGAUCGAUGGAUGCAGCACCGGAUGUGAUGCGCCCAAACAAUGGAUACGCUCUCGAUUUAGCUGCUCCCAGCCAUCGCACAGAUUCACGGACGGGAGAGCUGAAGUACGCCAUCUACGCGAUGCUAAGACAGUUGCUGGAAGAAUCGGCCGUUAAUCGACAGGAGCAAACGCAUCAGCAACAGCAACAGGUGGUCCAAUCGUUGAACGCACCAUUCCCACACGAUGCUUCGAAUGUUGGCGAUAUCGAACGAAAGUAAAAACGGUUGACCACAGUACGCGAAAACUCCCUUGGCUUGUGAUGAUGGACUGGAGUGGCUGUACAUCCCGACAAGAACGUUUGAGACAGCUAUAUCCCACAGAUCACCGGAACCGUCGAUUGGAAGCUGGGUGUUCAAAUGUAUCACCAUCCCUCACUGUUUCAAUGAGCGUAGUAAAACAAACAAACACAACCAUAAAUAACGGCACGAAUAUAGUUUAGAUCAUCAUCCGCACCGAGCAAGCGAAUAUGAGUGAACCAUAAGCGGUGAGCAUGUGUAAAUAUAAUACCCUAGAAUGAAAGUGUGCGUGAAAGUGCAGCAGCACACGGAUUGAGUAUUAAAACAGAACAAAAAAAAAACAAUUAUUAUACGCAAAAAUGAAGCAAAACAAAACAAAAAAACAUGUGUUAAAUAGUUCAAUAAGCAAUGAUUGCAACACGCAAAUGAGUAUUUAAUAAAAACAAAUAGUUAGACGAAACUUGUCAUGGCUGGGACAGUUUCGUUUAAUUAUUCCCAAAAAAACUGAA
Messenger RNA from Anopheles stephensi (Asian malaria mosquito), 1355 nucleotides. RefSeq names its product neuropeptide CCHamide-2 (gene CCHa2). Lineage: Eukaryota; Metazoa; Arthropoda; Insecta; Diptera; Culicidae. The transcript has 4 exons. The coding region runs from base 346 to 828 and encodes 160 amino acids. Gene Ontology annotation, biological process: neuropeptide signaling pathway. Gene Ontology annotation, molecular function: neuropeptide hormone activity. The record is from RefSeq and is a predicted model, not a curated record.